This is a messenger RNA of Symbiodinium natans, 477 nucleotides long. Lineage: Eukaryota; Dinophyceae; Suessiales; Symbiodiniaceae. The record is from the annotation of a GenBank genome assembly.
AUGGCCAUUUACGUGGACGAGGUGGAGGAGGAGGAGGUGCGGAAGUGGGAGGAGACCCUGCAGCAAGCCAAGGAUACUGCGGAGGUGGAGAACUUCCUGAACACGGCUGAAGCCGAGAACAGCAGCGUAAAGCAGCUGCGCAUGAGCCGUCCCCGGAAGAUCUUCGUCCAGGAGGAAGAGAUCAUGGCCAUCGUCAGGAGAACUCUCUAUCUUUGGCACCAGGGCGCCUACAUCUACGUCAAGAACAAUCGGCUGCGCAUCAUGCGCUUCGGUUUCAAGGCUUUCAUGGGCGCUGACCGCCUGAAGCCACUGGGUGGCAAACCCGGCAUGGGGCCGCGCUACAGCGAGAGGCGGAAGGCCGAUCGGAAGGGCAUGAAGAAGGGCCAGAGCUUCGCCCCGGAUGUCUCUGGAUCGCCCUGGCUCACUGGCAUCGCUGGUGGGGAGGAUUCUGAGGAUUUUCGGCACACCAUCGCAUGA